This is a messenger RNA of Nicotiana attenuata, 1714 nucleotides long. RefSeq lists its product as uncharacterized. The transcript has 3 exons. Lineage: Eukaryota; Viridiplantae; Streptophyta; Magnoliopsida; Solanales; Solanaceae. The record is from RefSeq and is a predicted model, not a curated record. Bases 214 to 1131 code for a protein of 305 amino acids.
AUAAAACGGAAAUGUAUGCGUGACGGUGCUAAUCUGAGAAAGCUGGUAAAGCAACAAACUAACUUUGAACAUACCACCCAACCCACCACCUAGGACUUCCAUUUCCCCCCCUUCCGAUUCCAGAAUUUUCUUCCCUCAGCUCUCCAAACCCUUAAUUCACCUAUAAAUUCUUCAUACAUACGCUUAUAUGCCUUUAUACAGCUGUUGAAAAAAAUGGCGAUAAUCGGAGAUGCACUCCGGCAAGCGUUCAUGCCGAAACACGAAUACGAGUGUCUUCGCGAGGAAGACAAGGCAUGGAAUCGUCUCCAGAGACCACUAGCGAUCUGUACUUUAACCCUAAUAUCACUUGCUAUUAUCGUAUGCACUGUCAUCAGCUUGAAAAUAGUGUUUCCUGUCGAUCCUGCUCGCCGCCCGUUCUGUGGUGACUACCGUAUUCAGCCGCUUUCCAUUAAUUUCACUAACAUAGCUUCUACUGGCACCGGCGGCGGCGGUAGCGGUAGUGCUGGUGAUUCGGAUGGUUUUCCUGGUGCAUUUUACCUAACGAAUCAGGAGACUGUGGAUUACUACUGGAUGGUUGUGUUCAUUCCUUCCACCUUCAUUUUCGCUGUCUCCGCAGUAUAUCUAAUUGCGGGUAUUAUGGUCGCGUACACUGCUCCAAUGAGACAUGGAUGCUUGAAGGUUGUUGAGAACAACUAUUGUGCUUCUAGAAGGGGUGGAGUGCGUUGUCUAUCAAUUCUCAAUGUUGCUUUUGCUAUUGUAUUUGGUCUGCUCGCGCUGUUUCUUGGUUCAACCCUUCUCACUUUAGGGAGCAGCUGCUCAGCGCCCUUGUUUUGGUGUUACGAAAUUGCUUCAUGGGGGCUGGUGAUUCUAUAUGGAGGAACUGCUUUCUUUCUAAGAAGAAAAGCUGCUGUAAUUCUGGAUGAAAGUGACUUUAGUGGGCGCAAUCUUGGAGUAGAAAUGCUCGAAGCAAAUCCAAUGGAGGUCACACCAGAUGUAGAGAGACGUGUGAAUGAAAGUUUCAAGGCAUGGAUGGGUCCUUCCUUCUUAUCCUCGGACGAAGAGGAUGAAUCUGACAACUACCAGGAAGUACCAACUUUAUCUCGUACCAACUCUAGCAGGCAAAGACAAUAAUAUGACGUCUCCUCCAGGUCCUCCACUUUCAACUCUCCCGUUGGAUGCCUCGAGCACUGAUUGAAAUAUGUGGUGGGCCUUUUUUGCGCAGAAGUCUAACUGUGAUGUCUGACCCAGUCAAAAUUGCACAGCAAAACUUUUAAACUGAACAUGGGUGCUACAUCAUUAGUUCAUUUUGGUAGAGUUUAUUGUACAGUUAGUAUGAAGGAGAAGCAUAUAGGAAUGUCUCAGCAGUUGAUUUGGAGUAGACCAACUAAUGCCACGGUCGUAGUGUUUCCUUGGAAUCUUAUAGUUGCCCUUGAUGAUGCUGAAUUUUGGAAUAGUUCCUUAGAGAUGUCAUGCUCCCCUUUCUCUCUCAAAACUGUGUUUGUGUCUUGUAGGUUGGGGAGAACAUCAGUAUUGACAAGUAAUGGAGUCUCCUAUAGUGGACCAUAUUUUUUCUCGACCAUUUUGAUAUAGGGCUGGAAGGAAUGUUUUGAGUUGCUUCCCCUACUUGAUAUGCGUGUUGGAAUCAGCACACAUUAGUGUAUAGCAUCUAUUUUGGAUUACAUGCAACACAACAAAAUAAACACCGAAAUUUUCA